AUGGCGCGCCAGCUGCGCCGUGAAGACUACACGGUGGGAUGGGUAUGCGCGCUGCCUGUCGAGCUGGCGGCGGCGCAGGAGAUGCUCGACGAAGAGCACCCCGACCUCGAGCGCGACGCGGCCGACAACGACGAAAACCUGUACGCGCUGGGCUCCAUCGGCGGCCACAACGUCGCCGUAGUGUGUCUGCCCGCCGGCCGGAUCGGCAACAACCCAGCGGCCGCGGUGGCGACGCAGAUGCGAGCGACGUUCAAGAAGAUCCGGUUCGGGCCGAUGGUGGGCAGUAGCGGCGGCGUGCCGAGCCCUGAGGCAGACGUCCGGCUGGGGGACGUGGUGGUCAGCCAGCCGCAGGGAAAGCACGGUGGAGUAGUGAAGUACGACUUGGGAAAGGCCACGGCGAGCGGGUUCGAGCGGACAGGAGCGCUCAACUCGCCACCACAAGUACUGCUGGCAGCAGUCGCAAAAGCGCGGGCGAACGAGCUGGCCCUUGACAGCUAA
This is a messenger RNA of Alternaria atra, 498 nucleotides long. RefSeq lists its product as uncharacterized. Gene Ontology annotation, molecular function: catalytic activity. NCBI's taxonomy places the organism in Eukaryota, Fungi, Ascomycota, Dothideomycetes, Pleosporales, Pleosporaceae. The record is from RefSeq and is a predicted model, not a curated record. The coding region runs from base 1 to 498 and encodes 165 amino acids. Gene Ontology annotation, biological process: nucleoside metabolic process. The transcript has a single exon.